Schistosoma spindalis is the source of this 886-nucleotide messenger RNA. NCBI's taxonomy places the organism in Eukaryota, Metazoa, Platyhelminthes, Trematoda, Strigeidida, Schistosomatidae. The record is from the annotation of a GenBank genome assembly.
GUUAGUGGUAUUUUUACUCUACUCCUUUAAAUAUAAUCAACUGAUGUUGGUUACCAUCUUAUUUAUAUUUUGUAUAAUCUACAAUUCUGAUGCAUUUAAAAUUACAAAAGUUGAAGAAAAUAACUAUGGGAAGCGAAACAUUACUUGGAAAUGUGGAUUUUGUCUAUCAGGAUGUAGUUUAGCACACUAUUUUGUGAAUGAUGUCUAUUGGCGUGAUAUAUACAUGUUGGGUGCUGAAAAACUGUGUGCAUUCAUCUCUUCUGAAAAAAUAAAAAAAAUGUGUGACAAAUACACCUCGAAGUAUUUACCAGAGAUUUGGGAUGCAAUAGGAUCAGUAAUAGAACCUGAAGAAGUUUGUUUGGACUUCAAUAUAUGCAAUUCGAUUGAGGUUAAGAUGUUUACAAUCCAAAAAAGUGAGGCCAUAAGAUCUUCGGCUCCAGAGUGUUUAAAUUCCAUUAUCACUACCUCAUGAGUUUCUGUUUUCUCAGCGAAUACCCAUAUUUGACUAAGGUAAUCAUCAUAUCAACUUUUUUAAACAGUUGAAGAUAUUGUAAUAAUUUUCACUAUCCCAAAAGAACUAAGAUUUUUUCGUUUCAAAUGUGUUUUGUUUCUUUACAAAUAACAAAAUGUAAACAUUUUUUCUCUACCUAGUUCUCUCUAGAAUGUACACAACAUAAAUUAUGGUAUGAAAUAUUUGGUCCUUAUGUUUUGAGUCAUUGUUUCAAUACUAUUUAGAUGUAUUAAUUACGAUGAUUAACGACGAUUGUGUCCUUUUGUUUGUUUGCUUUGACUAGAAUGAACUAACUUUCUUUGUGGUUAUCCAGUUUUUAACUUCAAGGAGAUAAAUGAAUGUUUGAAAUUUCGAUCACUAGCAUAAUAUAAAAAU